UGUUAGAUAAUUAAAUACAUAGUAACUGUAUUGUACAGCUACAGAAAAAAAACACUAGAAAAUAAAGAGUUGGAGUACCACAGUUACAGAUAAGAGGAAGAUAAAGGUAUAGAACACAAACAAACUUGGAUCAGAACCAUAUUUGUGGUGCAAAUAUGGUUACUGGGAAGACAUGUACAAUGUACUGUGUGGAGAGGGAGAUCCUGGAUGAACAACGACUGGAGGAGCUGUCUCGAAGGCUCGACUCUUCACAAACUCACACCCUUUUCUCACAUCGCCUGAAAAACUCACUCAGGUGUUCUAUUCCCAAACUGAAACGUACAGUGGUAGGCUUUCUGCCUGUGCUUUACUGGUUACCACAUUAUUCUGUUUGGGACUAUGGCAUGCCUGACCUCAUCUCUGGAAUCAGUGUGGGCAUUAUGCACCUGCCACAAGGAAUGGCCUAUGCAUUGCUGGCUUCUCUGCCUCCAGUGUUUGGACUUUAUUCUUCCUUUUAUCCUGCACUUGUUUAUUUUUUCUUUGGUUCCUCCAGACAUAUUUCUAUAGGUACAUUUACAAUUCUCAGUAUUAUGGUGGGGAGUGUUACAGAGAGGCUUGCCCCUGAUGAGAAUUUUCUCAUCGUUAAUAAAACUAGUGGAAUAGAGGAGGUUGACAUCACUGCUAGAGAUCUGUACAGAGUCCAGGUUGCUGCUGCAACUACAGUACUCGGGGGAUCAAUUCAGGUGAUUCUGGGUUUGAUGCAGUUUGGGUUUGUGGGCACAUAUCUCUCUGAGCCAUUAGUGCGAGCUUACACCUCAGCAGCAGCUGCACACGCAGUACUGGCACAAUUAAAGACCAUCUUCGGAGUGUCUCCUGCCCGCUUCAGUGGACCACUGUCAAUGGUGUAUACACUAGUGGAUGUGUGUGGGCUACUUCCAAAUACUCAUCUCCCCACUCUGGUGGUCAGUGUACUGUCCAUCGUAAUCCUAAUCACUGCAAAAGAAUUAAACAACAGGUGCAGAAAGAAGCUGCAAGUACCUAUACCGGUGGAGCUCAUUGUUAUUGUGGUGGGAACAUUAAUUUCAUUCUAUGCUCAUCUAAAUGAGACAUAUGAGAUUUCAGUAGUAGGGAAGAUCCCUAGUGGGAUUCAGCCCCCCACUAUGCCAAAUGCCAGUAUAUUUCCUGAGGUUGUUGUGGAUGCCUUUGCCUUGGCCAUUGUUGGCUAUGCCAUCUCUGUGUCUUUGGGAAAAACCUUUGCUCUCAAACAUGGCUACAAAAUAGACAGCAGUCAGGAGUUGGUGGCUCUAGGUCUCAGUAAUGCAGUUGGAGGUUUUUUCCAGUGUUACUCUGUCUGUGCCUCCAUGUCUCGCAGUCUCAUACAGGAGACCACUGGAGGCAGGACACAGAUGGCAGGGAUUGCAUCAUCUGUGAUAGUGCUCGUGACUAUGAUGAAGUUAGGCUCACUGUUUCAGGAGCUGCCUAAGGCAGUCCUUGCUGCCAUUGUAUUUGUGAAUCUAAAGGGCAUGUUCAAGCAGUAUACUGACAUUGUCACACUGUGGAGAAGAAACAAGAUUGAUCUGGUGGUUUGGUUGGUGACGUGGGUGUCCACUCUCCUUCUUAAUCUGGAUAUGGGUCUGGCAGCCUCCAUUAGCUUUGCCAUGCUGACUGUUAUCUUUAGAACGCAGAGUCCUCGAUACUCUGUGCUUGGACAUCUACCUGGUACAGAGCUUUAUUUGGACUUGGAGUCACACAGAGAGGUUAGGGAAGUACCAGGCAUCACCAUAUUCCGUUCUUCAGCUACCAUAUACUUUGCUAAUGCAGAACUCUACCUAGAAGCACUGAAAGAAAAGAGUGGCUUGGAUAUCACUAAGAUGAUCACUUAUAAGCGUAGACAGGAGGCCAAACAGAGAAAAAGAGACAGGAGAGCAGCAAGAAGAGCAAAGAGACAAGCCAAAAGACAAAAACAAGCUCUCAGAGCAGCCUCUCAGCGAUCUAGAGGGGGUGUGUUCUCAGUUGAAGAAGAGGCAGGGCAGCUGGGAGAAAGAGGCAGAGACUUCAUCCAAGAUGAAGAGUCAGGCUGGAAAAACCGCGAGAACAGUACAGUGUUUAUUAUGCCUGAGACGCCAAACAAUAGCUGGGUGUACCUGAAGGGCACAGACCCCGAAACCACGACACUGGGAUCAAUGUCAGAUUUGCAGGAUGGGGACAUCACUACACUGGGAUGCAGUAGUGAGGAUACCCUCAGCAGGGAUCUUGAAAGAAUUUCAUUGGGUUCACUGGGUAAGUGGACCUGGGACAUCCACUCUAUCAUCCUGGACCUUUCUACAGCCAACUUCAUUGAUACAGUGGCCCUCAAGACUUUAAGAAAUAUAUUUCAUGAUUUUGGAGAGAUUGAUGUGGAUAUCUACAUAGCAGGCUGUCAAGCACCUGUGGUGGAACAGCUGGAACAAGGUGGCUUUUUUUCAGACAUCACCAAAGAACGGCUCUUCACUACAGUGCAUGAUGCAGUGCUUUACUGCAUCAACCUUCGCGGUGAUGGAACUCUGCCAAACUAUGACAUAAAAGUGCAUAUGAGCAACACCAGACUAUGAGGAUUGUACUAUCUACAUCUCCUGAAGUCUACUCCUGUCUCACAACCACCCACCCACCCACGUAGAGUACAUCCAGACCUCAGUUGUCAUAUAUGACUUGAAUGACAGUAAUAUCUUAGACAUCAUGGUUCAUUCCUGACAGCAGCAUGAGUUUAGUGGUUCAAAAAAUUACAUUGUUCCAUUUUGUGAUUAAACAAUGAAACAUUGAAAUAUAAACAGCUGAUUACAGAAUUUUUUGAAUUAUGGAUUUAUGAUUCAUUGAUUAAAUUAGUAAUUAAUAUCAUAGUAGUGUCAAUUAAAAUAUACUAAUUCAAAUUAUUACAGGGCACAAAAAUGAAUUCAUAAGAAUUUCCUAAUGAGUGACAAUUAUGCAUUACAUUUUCAAUUUGUUUGUAAAAAAGAAUUUACACAAUUAUAACUUUGUGGGUUUUUUAUGAAUUUAUUUGUGUAUUCUGAGAACAUUGCACACAUUCUGAAAACAAUGUUACAAUAAAUAAUAUAAAUAAAAGAAAUCAAAACAGCAAUUGAACAUCUUUGGAUACAGGUGUAAAAUGCUACAGUAUUGACCAAACAAAUAGAAGUAAAUAAUCUCAACCCCUAAAGUAUCUGUUUGUGCAAGAAUCAUUUAAGCAUGUUCGUUCCUCUCUGAGGUAAUGCAUGUAUGACCAGAUGUAUAAUAUUCUUGGUAUGUUUAAAUGGAUUCAUUUAAGUUUGAAAGGGUUAAUAACUAAAAAACUAAACCAGACUAUAAUGAGCUGAUGUUGAUGACAUCCGUGGUAAUGUAUAUGUACUUAAUACCAAUUAUCAAAACUCAAGUUAACAUUCUUUUACACUCUUUAGGAGGUAUUGCAUAAAUAUGUAAACAAAGGUUAUAAAAUAUGGCUGCAUUCCCAUAAAUAAAUAAAGGUGACAUCUCCCAUACGGUACUUGGGUUCACUCCCCCAUCUGGGAAAGUGCACCACACUAUACCAAUAAGUCCUUGGGCAAGACUAAUAACACUACAUGCUUACCUCUGUAAUAUGACUGAUGUUGUCAGCUGCUCUGGAUAAGAGUGUUUGACAAAUGUAAAUGUAACAGAGCAACCAAAAAACAUCCAUAAUUGCAUAAAUCUCUAG
Messenger RNA from Electrophorus electricus (electric eel), 3685 nucleotides. It is a transcript of the gene slc26a6l1, whose product is annotated as solute carrier family 26 member 6, like 1. Gene Ontology annotation, molecular function: secondary active sulfate transmembrane transporter activity. NCBI's taxonomy places the organism in Eukaryota, Metazoa, Chordata, Actinopteri, Gymnotiformes, Gymnotidae. The record is from RefSeq and is a predicted model, not a curated record. Gene Ontology annotation, cellular component: membrane. Gene Ontology annotation, biological process: sulfate transmembrane transport.